Messenger RNA from Pseudozyma hubeiensis SY62, 1815 nucleotides. RefSeq lists its product as hypothetical. Gene Ontology annotation, cellular component: proteasome regulatory particle, lid subcomplex; proteasome complex. The coding region runs from base 1 to 1815 and encodes 604 amino acids. The record is from RefSeq and is a predicted model, not a curated record. The transcript has a single exon. Gene Ontology annotation, molecular function: enzyme regulator activity. Gene Ontology annotation, biological process: regulation of protein catabolic process; ubiquitin-dependent protein catabolic process. NCBI's taxonomy places the organism in Eukaryota, Fungi, Basidiomycota, Ustilaginomycetes, Ustilaginales, Ustilaginaceae.
AUGCCAGAGCCAGUCAAGGCAGUCAAGGAGGAUACUCCCGCUGCAACAGCGACCAAAUCAGCCGAUGCACCUGCUGUCAAGCCACCGAGCGAGAAGGAGCAGCUCCUUGCGCUCCUUCGUCACAACUUUUUGCUGAUCGAGCGUAGCGUCUCGCAUAUCGAACAGCGUUUCACCGCUCGUGUGCUCCGAACUUUGCCCUACGUCAGGAGAAAGGUCAAUGCCUACCCUGACGUGCUGGCGCUCGCGGUGCAGGAAGGUAUCCUCGCAAACGGGAAGGACGAGUCAUCAAAUCAAAAGCACCUCCUGUCUCUGCUGCCUGCACCGUACAAGCCCGAGCCCCCCUCCGCUCCUGCUGUCAGCGCCAACUCCGCCGCGGCUUCCGAUGCGAUGGAUGUAGACUCAGCUGAGCCGAAAGCCGAAGCAGAGAAGGACUCCAAGGACGCCAAGACCUCUGCAGCUGCCACCGCUGCACAGCUGUCGAAGCCCGCUCAGAGGCAAGCUGAAGCUCAGCCCGAGCUGGUCGCCUACCUUCGCCUGCUUGCGCUCGUCCAUCUCAUCGACAACAAGAAGCUUGAUGCCGCCUCGGACGAGGCAGUCGCUUCCAUCUCGACCAUCACCGCCCAGAAUCGAAGGACGCUCGACCACCUCGCGGCCAAGACCAUCUUCUACCUUGGAAGGGCUCAGGAACUCAAGGCGGAGCAGGCGCACGCAAAGGGCGCCCACGCCGAAGGCGGUCUCACCUCGAUCCGAAGCCAGCUGCUCGGCUUGCAGCGAACUGCCUCGCUCCGUCACGACCCUGAGACCGAAGCGACCAUCAUCAACUUGCUGCUCAGGUCUUACAUUGUUGAGGCCAACCUGUACGACCAGGCCGACAAGCUGGUAGCUCGAGCGCCUUUCCCGCGAUCAAGCGCAAGCAACCCUCAGGUGGCUCGAUACGACUAUUACGUCGGACGCAUCCGUGCGGUGCAGCUCGACUAUACACAGGCUCACGUGCAUCUGCAGCAGGCUAUCCGACGUGCUCCUCAGGCUUCGCUUCCGCAGGAGUCGAGUGCUGCUGGUGGCGAUGGUGCUGGAACCGGAGCUGCUGCCACUGCAGCUAUCGGCAAAAAGGAGACGAGCGCCAAGACAGACGCGCUUCCGGUGGGUCAAUCCCAGCCGGCAGCCGGCUUCUUGCAGACGGCUCACAAGUUCUUGGUCGUCGUCGAGCUGUUGAUGGGUGAGAUCCCGGAACGAUCCAUCUUCCGAACCCCGGUUCUGCGCAAGGCUCUGUCGCCCUACCUGGAGAUCGUUCAAGCCGUACGCGUCGGUGAUCUCCAGCGUUUCCAGUCGACACUCCAACAGCACAACAAGCUCUUCCAGACGGACAAGACGCUGUCGCUCAUCGUCCGACUUCGACACAACGUCAUCAAGACGGGGAUCCGAAUGAUCUCGCUCUCCUACUCGCGCAUCUCUCUCGCCGAUAUCACGCACAAGCUGCACCUCGAAUCCGAAGAGGAUGCCGAGUACAUUGUCGCCAAAGCGAUCCGAGACAAUGUGGUCGAUAGCAGAGACACGCGGGUCGACCAUGAAAAGGCCGAGAUGGUGAAUCGCGAGACCAAGGAUCUGUACGAAACCGACGAACCGAUGCAGCAGUUCCAGCAGAGAAUCCAGUUCUGCCUGCAGCUGCACAAUGAGAGUGUAAAGGCGAUGAGGUACCCGUUGAACGGACACAAGAAGGAGCUCGAUAGUGUCGCAGAGGCGCACGAGAGGGAGAGAGAGUUGGCGGCUGAGAUCGCAGAUGGAGAGAUGGAUGACAGCGAUGAUGAUUGGGCGUGA